AUGGUAACCAUUGGCCGGCAGCAGAAGCAUGACUUUCUGGGGAAGGCCGUUGCCUUCAGUGUCUUCUCCACGAAGCAAGACCCCUUAAGGGCCUGGCGCGAUACCCGUCUUGUUUGCGGCUACGUUCCCAGCAUUGCCCACUGCACCUGGCAUUUAAUCAGCUUAGCACACAAAGUAGCUGGUGAAUGUUCACCACUACAUUUAACUCUUUUCUCCAUAGAGCAUCUUGGAAGAUGGUUUUCUGUUUUGGACAGUCAUAUUGUAUUUCCUAACCAAUUUUUUUCCCCCCUCCUAGAUCUCAUCACCUGUAAAAGCACACUUCAGUAUGGAAUCGUGAAUGGGAAUGUUACUUUGUCACCAUCAAGCACUGUAGAUUUUACAGAGAUAAUAUGGAAAAAAGGACAGGAUAAAAUCGCAGAAUGGAGUCGUGUGCUCACUAAGGUCAAACGUUAUGGACCUUUAGCAGAGAAUGUUGAUUUGGACCCUAAGUCAGGUAACCUUGUCAUCUCCAAUUUAACAUCAUUGGCCGAAGGUGAAUUUGAAAUUGAAUCCGUGGAUCUUAAAAAGGGCCUGAAAUUUCGUCUUAUCGUCCUUGACCCUCUUCCGUUUCCAACACUAAACUGCACAUUGACUAAUGAAAGCAUUGACAUCCAUUGUGAGGUUCCUGACAGCUACAACAGGCAUCGGGAUCUAUUGACCUACUGGUGGUAUUGCCCUUCUGCACCGUGCAAUAAAAGCUCAAUGCCAGGAGCCUCUUCCCCUGGCAUAUCGACUGUGUUACAGUUUAAGAAGAGUGAUGAUCUCUCACAGGAAGUAUACUGUUAUGUUAAAAAUCUAGUAUUUGUCAGAACAUCAUCAGUAGUUCUGUCAACCUGUGUCGUACGUGAUAAUUCACGGACUAGAUAUGUAAUUCUAGCUGCACCAGUCGUGUGCAUUGUAACAGGUCUUAUAAUAUUUGCCAGUAAAAGAGGAAGAGCCAGCUCCACUUGAUGGAAUGAAAUCCUUAGUCACUAAUUUAAAAUAGCUUGAAAGCUAUUACGGCAUCUUUGGGAAGACAUGAAGUUACCUCGAAUAUUUCAUCACAAGGUGUUUAUUUUUUUAAGAAGAAACAGGGACAAACAUUUUUUACCUUGGGCCCUGUAUUUCAUGAGGACCUAGUCCUCGUAUGCUGUGCACCGGGAAGGUGGCUUUUGUAAAUAAGUAUACAUAUGUACAGAAACAACUAGGUGGCUUCGCUCUUCUUUUCCUGUAAGUUAAAAAAAAAAAAAAAGGUCACGUCCCUCAGGAGGUAAAGGCAAACGCUGAAAUCUAUACUCCACGUCUCUUGUUUCAGAGGAAAAAUAAUUCCUUGCAGGCUCGGUAGUGCAGCGGAGGAAAUGAGCUCCCCGCUGCUGGGAGGCGAGGUCACGGGCCGUCCGUUUCCCUCGCAGAGACCACGUCCCCACCGCCCCAUCCGAAUGCAGGUGUGGGACCUGGGCGGGACAGGGAGGGUCCUGCCCUGAAGAUCUUUGACCCACGUAGCGUAUUGUGUUCGCUGUCACGCUGACCGGUGAACAGCAGAGAACUCUCAAAAACCACGUGCUCGCUUGUAAGUGCAAGAGAAGGAAGUGGGCGGCCCCACUGCCCCCUGGCAGCCAUGGCAGAAACCCCAGGACCCGCGGCGGGGCCUGGAAUGCGGUCAGGAGGGAGCGCGGCCGAAAGGGGCUGAAGCUUUAUGGAGAGACGCUGGUUAAUAAAAUAGAGGCUCCAGGCGUGCGAUUCCCUAA
Messenger RNA from Miniopterus natalensis, 1766 nucleotides. The record is from RefSeq and is a predicted model, not a curated record. NCBI's taxonomy places the organism in Eukaryota, Metazoa, Chordata, Mammalia, Chiroptera, Miniopteridae.